Molecule: messenger RNA, 645 nt
Organism: Linum tenue
Lineage: Eukaryota; Viridiplantae; Streptophyta; Magnoliopsida; Malpighiales; Linaceae
Source: the annotation of a GenBank genome assembly
AUGAGAAGUUUGUCAGUAGCAGCAGCGAUUUUCGCUGUGGUAUUCUCUACCCAAUUGAUCAAUUCAAUCCUCGCCGUUCCGUCACCGACGGCGGCGAAGCCACAGCGUCGGAACCCAAGUACCGAUUUCAUCAGAACUUCCUGCAAAUCGACGAUGUACCCGAUGCGCUGCUACAGAACCCUGUCCCCUUACGCCUCCGAGAUCGGGUCCGACCCGAAGAAACUGGCGAUGAAGGCGCUAAACGUGACCCUGAAAGUGACGAAAUCGGCGUCCAAGCUGAUGAAGAGGAUGUCCAGGAUCCCCGGCGUGCCGGCGGCGCUGGCGGACUGCGUGGAGGAGGUGGAGGACGCGGUGGACGAGCUGGGCAAGUCGAUCGGCGAGAUGGGCCGGGCCCCGGCCCAAGGACCCGAGUUCUGCCGGAUGAUUGGGGACGUGCAGACGUGGGUGAGCGCGGCGGAGACCGACGACGACACCUGUACGGACGGGUUUGAGGAGGUGCCGACGGACUCGCCGGGGGUGAAGCGGAAUGUGAAGAAGAUAGUGGAGAAGCACGUGGGGAGAAUUGCUCGGUUCACUAGUAAUGCUUUGGCUCUGGUUAACCUCUAUGCUUCUUCUUCUUCCAGGUCUCGUCAUGUUAAGUGUUAG